This is a messenger RNA of Exophiala xenobiotica, 1624 nucleotides long. RefSeq lists its product as uncharacterized. The record is from RefSeq and is a predicted model, not a curated record. The transcript has a single exon. NCBI's taxonomy places the organism in Eukaryota, Fungi, Ascomycota, Eurotiomycetes, Chaetothyriales, Herpotrichiellaceae. The coding region runs from base 354 to 1289 and encodes 311 amino acids.
CCUCGGUUGGCCGACAGACUCGACACAGACCCCGUCUAUCCGACAGACGUCCCUGACGAUGGAUCGCUUUCUUGACAGUAGGUGUUUUAUACUGGUCCAGCCCCUCCCCUUCGACCACGAGUUUCGCAGCACUCAGACCACCUUCUCUUUCGCACAGGCCAUUUUCUCUCUUUCAUCCCCUCUCAACUACACGCUCCCUCUCUCUUGUGAGCUCAUUACAUUCAUUCGGGGCAGUCGCUGGCCGUGCCUACAUUCAUUUCUUCGAUCAAGCCGUGCUUGGUCUGUUCACCGGUCUCGACGACCAUUGUAGCAAUCUCGAACCUUCCGUCUCCCAACCUCGUCCCUUAUUCACCAUGCACUUCGCCAACGUCAUUAUUUCCACCUUGAUGGUGAUGGCCCAGGCCGAUCUCAUCUCGGCCAAGGCAGUCGUGCAUCUUCCGAAUGCACUUCGACGGAGGCACCUCCUCAACCAGAUCGAAAGAGAUGUGAGCAGAAUUCUGCGGCGAGCACCAGAACCACAGUCCUCCGGCCCUGUUCUUAACGUAGCGACGCCGAACAACAUGACCAACGCAACGAUCGCGACGGCCUGCUCCGAUGCGCUGAGCAAACUCACCAAAGUGAACAACCCUGCCGGGUUCGCGGCUUGUUACAACAUCCUAUCCUACGAUGCCACCAACAAAAACUUUGAAGCCGAUCUUCGACUAUACCAGAUGUUUGCGCCCUCGGGAGCAUUCUCCGGCCUAGCAGCCAACGAUAUCCAGAUCGGCCUCAUUUAUCCUACGAGUACUACCUUCCAACCAGUCACCAACCUGAGGAGGACGAGAAGAUCGCUGGAGGGAAGACAAGGCAACAUGGCUGAGAUCCAGCAAUAUUCCCUCGUCGGCAACUUCGAGUCCAACUUGGACCUGACCAAACUCAACGACACGCAAGUCAUGUCUUUGAUGUGGCCGGACGUCAAGCUCAACGCCGUGGAUUCGUCGCAGAGCAUCAUUAGCGGGAACAUCACCGCUGAUGACGGCGCAUGGUUCGUGGUGGGCAAGUUCAGCGGCGAAUUCAAGACAAGCCUCGUCACACCGACCGUGGCGACUGCUGCCAUCGCCGCCGCGGCACCUUUUGUCCUGCCAGGCACGACUUUUGGAAUCUUCCCCGUCGGGUUUAUCGUCACGAUGGCUUGGACGGUCUUGUUUUUCCUGGCGUUUGGUCUCGGCACCAUCGGCCGCAUGAAGUAUAGAGAAGUGUACAGGAAAAGAAAGGCAGCCCAGGCUGGCAGGACGGGGAAGAGAAUAUAAAGAGAAACCGGGCAGGAAACUGCAAAUGCGAAUAUCUUUUAUGGUGGACUUUGAUUUGGAAAUUCGGACGCCUUUGAGCAACUUCUGUCAGAUACCCUCAUUUACAAUACGGACGAAUUGAGAAUUGGAUUGAUUUGGCUUGGAUUUGGCUUGGCUUGAACUGAGCUCUUGUACCAAUAGCGGCAUUGCAAUGGUGUUCUGGUCCUGGCCUGGUCUAGUCCGAAGGACUCGCAAGAUGGCGAUGGAAGAGGAUGCGAUGAGAGAAGAGAAAGAACAAAAACGUCGAGAAAUAGAAUCAAGAAUCAAGAAUCAAGAAUCAAGACACGUGAUUGAAA